GCACGCUUAUAAACUCCGGCAUUCAGGUGCCUGCUCCCCUUCUCCUGGCGUCCAAGCCGCCCCAGAUGCUGCCAGAGCAUCGGAAGGGGACAUCAGCCGAGCCCGGGCCCCUCCUCCACGAUGUGGCUUCUCGUCUUUUCCUUCCUGCUGAUGUCCGCAGCUCAGGACAACAGCAGCGGCAAGGUGCUGAAGGGGCAGGAGUGCGCGCCCCACUCCCAGCCCUGGCAGGUGGCCCUCUUCGACCGCGCACGCUUUAACUGCGGGGCCUCCCUCGUCUCCCCGUACUGGGUGCUGUCCGCAGCUCACUGCCAAACCCGCCACAUGCGAGUGCACCUGGGCGAGCACAACCUGCGCAAGCGCGACGGCACGGAGCAGCUGCGCACCGUGGUCCGCAUCAUCCCGCACCCGGGCUACGUGGCGCGCACGCACGUGAACGACCUCAUGCUGCUGCGCCUGGCGCGGCCGGCGCGCGUGUCCCCCCGCGUGCGGCCCGCGACCCUGCCCGCGCGCUGCCCGCGGCCCGGCGACCCCUGCGUGGUGUCCGGCUGGGGCCUGGUGUCCGGCUACGAGUCCGAGGCCACGGGGAGCCCGGAGUCCCAAGUGAACCUCCCGAAUACCCUGCACUGCGCCAACAUCAGCAUCAUCUCGGACGCAUCUUGCAGCAAGGACUACCCUGGGCACCUCAUGGACACCAUGGUGUGUGCGGGCGUGGAAGGCGGAGGCACCGACUCCUGCGAGGGGGACUCGGGGGGACCCCUGGUCUGCAGGGGCAUCCUGCAGGGCAUCGUGUCCUGGGGUGACGUCCCCUGCGACACCACCACCAAGCCUGGGGUCUACACCAAAGUGUGCCGAUACAUGGACUGGAUCCGGGACACCAUGCGGAGGAACUGACUGACUGGGGCCUCCCAUCCCUACCCCCUCCCCUCACCCUCACCCCCCUCCCCCCACCCCCCACCCCCCGUGUCUCUGACUGAGCAGACACGCCAUGGCCGCUCCAUCCUGACCUGGGACAGAAUCAGCCACCCCCACCCCCACCCCCAAAACCCCAUUUGUCCA
Messenger RNA from Pipistrellus kuhlii (Kuhl's pipistrelle), 1056 nucleotides. RefSeq names its product kallikrein-15. Gene Ontology annotation, biological process: proteolysis. The record is from RefSeq and is a predicted model, not a curated record. The transcript is spliced from 6 exons. Bases 121 to 891 code for a protein of 256 amino acids. Lineage: Eukaryota; Metazoa; Chordata; Mammalia; Chiroptera; Vespertilionidae. Gene Ontology annotation, molecular function: serine-type endopeptidase activity.